Molecule: messenger RNA, 570 nt
Organism: Knipowitschia caucasica
Lineage: Eukaryota; Metazoa; Chordata; Actinopteri; Gobiiformes; Gobiidae
Source: the annotation of a GenBank genome assembly
AUGGGCCUCACUGUCCUACUGCGGAGGUGGAGAUGGGCCUCACUGUCCUACUGUAGAGGUGGAGAUGGGCCUCACUGUCCUACUGCAGAGGUGGAGAUGGGCCUCACUGUCCUACUGCAGAGGUGGAGAUGGGCCUCAUUGUCCUACUGCAGAGGUGGAGAUAGGCCUCACUGUCCUACUGCAGAGGUGGAGAUAGGCCUCACUGUCCUACUGCAGAGGUGGAGAUGGGCCUCAUUGUCCUACUGCAGAGGUGGAGAUGGGCCUCAUUGUCCUACUGCAGAGGUGGAGAUGGGCCUCACUGUCCUACUGCGGAGGUGGAGAUGGGCCUCACUGUCCUACUGUAGAGGUGGAGAUGGGCCUCACUGUCCUACUGCGGAGGUGGAGAUGGACCUCACUGUCCUACUGCAGAGGUGGAGAUGGGCCUCAUUGUCCUACUGCGGAGGUGGAGAUGGGCCUCACUGUCCUACUGCAGAGGUGGAGAUGGGCCUCACUGUCCUACUGCAGAGGUGGAGAUGGGCCUCACUGUCCUACUGCAGAGGUGGAGAUGGGCCUCACUCAACUCUUACCUAA